Molecule: messenger RNA, 2933 nt
Organism: Anas platyrhynchos (mallard)
Lineage: Eukaryota; Metazoa; Chordata; Aves; Anseriformes; Anatidae
Gene: L3MBTL2
Product: L3MBTL histone methyl-lysine binding protein 2
Biological process (GO): negative regulation of DNA-templated transcription
Cellular component (GO): nucleus
Molecular function (GO): chromatin binding; zinc ion binding
Source: RefSeq, a predicted model, not a curated record
AUGGCGCCCCGCGGCGGGGCCGAGCCCCGGGGCUCUCCAGCUCCAUUUUCUCCGCCCGCUGCCACUCAGAGCCGCGGCCGGGGGAGGGAGGUGCUCCGUGAGGCGGGCUGGCGGCCAUGGAGCAGGAGCGGGAGCGGGAGGGGAACGGGGAGGUGGUGUCUUCCUUAUGCCACAAGACCUCAUCUUUGGAGCGGACGGAGGAGGAAGGUGAGGAGGAAGAGGAAGAGGACGACUUGGACAUCUUUGGGGGUUACGACAGCUUCCGGAGCUACAACAGCAGCGUGGGCAGCGACAGCAGCUCCUGCCUGGAUGAGUCCAGCGAUGAUGAGGUGGUGGACCGGGAGGCUGGAGAGCUGCCGACCUCCCCUGUGCACCAGCCACACGCGGGGCGGAUCACAGAGGGCAGCGGCUCUGAGCCAGCUGUGUGCGAGAUGUGUGGCAUUGUGGGAACCAGGGAGGCUUUCUUCUCCAAGACCAAACGUUUCUGCAGUGUCUCCUGCUCCAGAAGCUACUCCUCGAACUCCAAGAAGGCCAGCAUCCUGGCCAGGCUGCAGGGGAAACCGCCAACAAAGAAAGCGAAAGUCCUGCACAAGGCAGCCUGGUCGGCCAAGAUCGGGGCCUUCCUCCAUUCGCAGGGCACGGGGCAGCUGGCAGAUGGGACACUGACGGGCCAGGAUGCACUUGUCCUGGGCUUUGACUGGGGAAAGUACCUGCAGGAGCACGGCUUCAAGGCAGCUCCAGUCAGCUGCUUCAAACACGUGCCGCUCUUCGAUCAGUGGGAUGAUGUGGUGAAAGGAAUGAAGGUGGAAGUGCUGAACAGCGACGCCGUGCUCCCCAGCCGAGUGUACUGGAUCGCGUCCGUCAUCCAGACCGUAGGGUACAGGGCCCUCCUGCGGUACGAGGGCUUUGAGAACGACGCCGGCCAUGACUUCUGGUGCAAUUUGGGCACGGUGGAUAUUCAUCCCAUCGGCUGGUGUGCCAUCAACAGCAAAAUCCUGGUACCACCACAAAGUAUUCAUGCCAAGUACACUGACUGGAGAAGCUACCUCAUGAAGAAGCUGGUGGGAGCCAGGACCAUCCCAGUGGAUUUCCACAUCAAGAUGGCGGAGAGCAUGAAGUACCCGUUCCGGCAGGGCAUGAGGGUGGAGGUGGUGGACAAGAACCAUGUGUCCCGGACGCGCAUGGCGGUGGUGGACACGGUCAUCGGGGGCCGGCUGCGACUCCUCUACGAGGACGGGGACAGCGACGAUGACUUCUGGUGCCACAUGUGGAGCCCCCUCAUCCAUCCUGUGGGCUGGUCACGGCGAGUGGGCCACAGCAUGAAGAAAAUAGAAGAAAAGCGCAGUGACAUGGCAAACCAUCCCACCUUCCGGAAGAUUUACUGUGAUGCUGUCCCGUACCUGUUUAAAAAGGUACGGGCUGUCUAUGCCGAAGGCGGAUGGUUUGAAGAAGGCAUGAAACUGGAAGCCAUCGACCCUCUGAAUUUGGGCAACAUUUGUGUGGCCACGGUUUGCAAGGUCCUCUUGGAUGGAUAUCUCAUGAUCAGCAUUGACGGAGCCACAUCUGACGACGGCUCGGACUGGUUCUGCUAUCACGCUUCCUCCCACGCCAUCUUCCCUGUCAACUUCUGUCAGAAGAACAGCAUCGAUCUGACCCCUCCGAAAGGGCAAGAUGCAAAGACCUUCAACUGGGAAACUUACCUGGAAAAGACUAAAUCAAGACCUGUUCCAGCACGGCUCUUCAACACAGACUGCCCAAACCAUGGCUUCAAGGCAGGCAUGAAGGUGGAAGCGGUGGACCUGAUGGAGCCGCGGCUCAUCUGCGUGGCCACGGUGAAGCGCGUCGUGCACCGCCUGCUCAGCAUCCACUUCGACGGCUGGGACAGCGAGUACGACCAGUGGGUGGACUGCGAGUCUCCAGACAUCUAUCCCGUGGGGUGGUGCGAGCUGACGGGCUACCAGCUCCAACCCCCCGUCGUUCCAGAGCCCACAGCUCCAGCGAAGGCCAAGGAGGUGCCCAAGAAGAGGAAGAAACCCUAUGGAAAGAAGAGAAAAAAGUUACCUGCUAAAACCCGCCCAAUCAAGCAGACCGUCAAGAAGCCUUCUGUCUCGAGGACGAAACGAGAAGCAAAAGCUGCCAUCAAGGUUUUGACAGAGCCACCACCCGAUGAGAUCAUUGCCGUGCAGGUGAAAGAAGAAACCAUUGACCCCUCGCUGCCGGAGUUUGAAGCCACUGAGCUUCCCGUUCCCAUCAGCAGCAUAAAGGAAGAGGUGACGGACUGAUCCUGGGGUAUCCCGCAGCAGCCUGUGCUUCAUCUCGUGGCUCUUUGGGGAAGGCAAAGGGAAGCAGAAGACCGAAAGGGCCUUCCCUUUUUGAGGCAGCAUCACAACUCUGCUUCUUUGUUGUGCAAGCAGAUCGCCCCCAGACUUGGAACUAAGCCCUAGGAUGUGGACUCCAGAAGAGCCACAGGCUCGCUGAGGGGCGUGACUGGGGGGCUGCUGGGGUUGUGUGUGCCCGGCACCAGAGGCACCUCUCUGAGCAGAAGCCCCUGACGGGAAAGAGGCUGCCAGAGCACGAAGGGGCAGUCUGGGUUCUUGGCCGUGGCUGGAGGAGGUGACCUGUAGUCCGAGAUGGUGUGUGCAGGUCGCGUGCAUCAGGGAGUCGGCUGCUCUCGUAGGAUAUCUGUGCUGUGCUCCCUGGCCUUGGCCGUACAACCUCUGAGAAAGUCAGGACAGGAAGAGUGGAAAGAGGUGCGAAGUUGGAAAGGGAUGAUGAUGCCUCUAGAGGAAGCAAGAGAACUUUGUGUGUCAUCGUUUCCUCCUUUUGAACCCAGAACUGCGGAUUAUGUGGUGCACAGUUUGAAAUUUUUAUUUUUUAAUACUCGUACUGUAAAUUUGAGCAAUGACCUGUGAAAUAAACUAAGGAAGAAGUCA